GUUUGAAAGAACUGCUGAGUUUUAUACAUAAAGAUCUUCGAGACAUUGCAAAUUCUAAUUCUGGAUUUGACGCGACAAAGAAGAAAAAAGCUCGGGAAAUACUGGAUAACUGGAAAGUUCAACGCUUAGCGCAAGCUGGGACUUUAGGUCUUCAUGCUUCUUUUACUCUAUUAUCUUUACUCUAUAUUGUUAUUGUUGAACAUUUCAUUAUUAUUCUUUGUUUUGUCAAGAACUGGACUAUACCACUAAAGAACUACAAAAAAGAGUGUGCACGAUUCAAUAUAAAGGGGAAACAUAGUCGAGAUGUGGAUAAUGAUGAAAAAAAGACGGGUACUGAAGAAGCUACAAUUCCGGCAAAAAAGCGCAAAACUAAAUCUGAAAAAAGAACGAGAAGUGAGAGAGUAAUUGUAUCGAAUUAUCGUGGAUUACUUACAGAUACGGAUGUUGGAACUUCCUCUGAAAAAACUACAUAUACAGAUGAAGACUCCUCUCAAGAAAAUAAAGAGGAAGCAACGACUGAGAAUUCUUUCGAAAAUCGCUCCCAAGGAAAUGAUGAGAAGAGAACUAUUCAAGAUAAUAUUAUAACAAACAUCUUAGGAAAUACUGAACUCUCAGACGCAUCAAAAAAGAUUUUUACGAUUUAUAAAGCGCAAUACCCUGAUGGUGAUCUAAUUGACCUCCGACUAAAAUCACCCUUUUUAAAAGAACUUUCAAGACAAGUAGCAACAUCGUAUUUAAUGGAAAUGGAUACCAAGACAGAGACGUUGGAGUGGAAUUCCCAAAUCGAUGAUUUAAGAGCACCAGAAAAAGGUGAUUUCAUAAUGAAUUCAGUGGUACGAGUUUUACAUCGUACAUUGCCACAAUUUAUUAAGGCAUUUUCACUCAAAGAACAGAACCCACUUUUAAAUAUUGGCACAAUAGAACAUGCGCAUCUUAAUGCUUUCGUUCACCCAUGUCUUGACGCUUCUUUAUGGUACAUUGCUGGUAUACACUAUGAAUUCGGCGAGAUAGCGUCGAAAAAUCACACUAAUGGUAAUCGAGCUGAUGGAGUUGGUUACAUGACGGAUGCUGAUAAGUAUCAGCUCAUUUAUGUUGAAGGCUCGAGACCAGUAACAAAAGAUAAAAAGGAAACCGAUAACAUCAAAAAAAUAACAGAUAAUUUAAAGAAUAUAUUCGCGAAUAUUGUAAAGGAAACUAUCAAAAGCAGAUUAAACGAGAUUGAUAAUGCCAAUCUUCCUCGAAAAUUUUCUGAAAUGAAAAAUUUCAUUUAUUUCUAUGAAAGUGUAUUGAAAUGGUCGUUAUUGGUUCAUGAUGUUAAAGCAUCCUUUGAUGAUGCAAGAGCUGAACAAAGACCUUUGCAACUUUCGUACGCAAAUGCUCUUCUCCAGUUGGAUUGA
Dentiscutata erythropus is the source of this 1397-nucleotide messenger RNA. Lineage: Eukaryota; Fungi; Glomeromycota; Glomeromycetes; Diversisporales; Gigasporaceae. The record is from the annotation of a GenBank genome assembly.